Carassius auratus (goldfish) is the source of this 2566-nucleotide messenger RNA. Its product is annotated as sodium/hydrogen exchanger 8. Gene Ontology annotation, biological process: potassium ion transmembrane transport; regulation of intracellular pH; sodium ion transport. Gene Ontology annotation, molecular function: sodium:proton antiporter activity; potassium:proton antiporter activity. Gene Ontology annotation, cellular component: membrane. The record is from RefSeq and is a predicted model, not a curated record. Lineage: Eukaryota; Metazoa; Chordata; Actinopteri; Cypriniformes; Cyprinidae. The coding region runs from base 102 to 2021 and encodes 639 amino acids. The transcript has 16 exons.
GGUAAGUAAUGAUGACGAUGAAUUUACUCGCGAAACAUGGAUUGUGGCGACAUGAGUAGUUUAAUUUCGUGUUUUCCCCCCCGUAUGUCUAAUGAUUAUUUAUGUUUAUGAGCACGAUGAGUUUCAGGAAUCGCGCUGUUGUGAUCGCGGUGUUCUUCAUUAUAUUGACGGUUGAUCUCGGGCGGUUUGCGGCAGCAGAUGACGAGACAAACAGUAAAAACGAUAAAGAAUCUGCCAGUUAUAAAGAUGUCAGUGAUGUACAGCAUGAGAAUACAGCUGAUGGGCACAGAGAUCACCCGAGCAGGUUAAAUGACACCGAGAGCUCCAUCAAUGAGACGCUUCAGUCCACCACCCCUGUGGCCAAGGCCAUGCCCCCCGAGCCGCCCAGGAACGAGCCCAUCCUGCCGGAGCAGACGGGCGUCAAGGCCCAGGAGGAGGAGCAGUCCAGCGGGAUGAGCAUCUUCUUCAGCCUGCUGGUCAUCGGUAUCUGUAUUAUAUUGGUGCACCUGCUGAUCAAAUUCAAGCUGCACUUUUUGCCUGAGAGUGUGGCUGUGGUUUCUCUGGGGAUCCUGAUGGGAGCAGUUAUCAAGAUCAUCGAAUCGCAGCAGUUGGCCAACUGGAAGGAAGAAGAGAUGUUUCGUCCAAAUAUGUUUUUCCUGUUACUUCUACCACCAAUCAUUUUUGAGUCUGGAUACUCAUUACACAAGGGGAAUUUCUUCCAAAACAUCGGCUCGAUCACGUUAUUCGCCGUCUUUGGAACGGCGAUCUCCGCCUUCAUCGUGGGAGGGGGGAUCUAUUUCCUGGGACAGGCCGAUGUUAUUUACAAGAUGUCGAUGACAGACAGUUUUGCGUUUGGGUCUCUGAUCUCGGCCGUGGAUCCGGUCGCCACUAUCGCCAUAUUUAACGCUCUGAACGUGGAUCCUGUGCUCAAUAUGCUGGUGUUCGGAGAGAGCAUCCUAAACGACGCUGUGUCCAUCGUACUAACAAACACGGCCGAGGGCUUCGUGGGCUCAGAUGUCUCUACAGGCUGGGAAACCUUCGUGCAGGCGCUCGGUUACUUCCUGAAGAUGUUCUUUGGGUCGGCUGCUUUGGGCACACUCACUGGUCUCAUCUCUGCCAUCGCCCUGAAGCACUUCGACAUGAGGAAGACCCCGUCUCUGGAGUUUGGGAUGAUGAUUAUAUUUGCAUACCUCCCGUAUGGUCUGGCCGAGGGCAUCAAACUCUCCGGGAUCAUGGCCAUUCUGUUCUCCGGUAUCGUCAUGUCUCAUUACACUCAUCAUAACCUAUCACCGGUCACUCAGAUCCUGAUGCAGCAGACGCUCCGGACCGUGGCCUUCAUGUGCGAGACCUGUGUGUUUGCCUUCCUGGGGCUGUCCAUCUUCAGCUUCCCUCAUAAGUUCGAGCUGUCGUUUGUCAUCUGGUGUAUAGUUCUGGUUCUCGUCGGCCGGGCGGUGAAUAUCUUCCCCCUCUCCUUUCUGCUCAACUUCUGCAGAGAUCAUAAAAUCACCCCAAAAAUGAUGUUCAUCAUGUGGUUCAGUGGUCUGCGGGGGGCGAUCCCGUACGCCCUCAGUCUUCACCUGGGACUGGAGCCCAUAGAGAAGCGGCAGCUGAUCGGCACCACCACCAUCGUCAUCGUGCUCUUCACCAUCCUGCUGCUGGGGGGCGGGACCAUGCCCCUCAUCCGCAUCAUGGACAUCGAGGAGAGCCAAUCACGGCGCAAGAACAAAAAAGACAUCAACCUGAGCAAAACUGAGAAGAUGGGUAAUGCCAUUGAAUCUGAGCAUCUGUCGGAGUUGACAGAGGAGGAGUAUGAAGCUCACAUCUUUCAGAGGCAGGAUCUGAAGGGUUUCCUGUGGCUCGAUGCCAAGUAUCUGAACCCUUUCUUCACCCGUAGACUCACACAAGAGGACCUGCUGCAUGGGCGGAUCCAGAUGAAGACGCUCACUAAUAAGUGGUAUGAGGAGGUGCGUCAGGGUCCGUCCGGCUCUGAGGAUGAGGACGAUGAGGCAGAACUGCUCUGAUGAGGAGAGAUGUGGAUGAAGAAUACAGUCUGAACCACACUGGGAUGGAUGCGGGUUCACAGAUGAGGAGAAGAUGUGGUACCAAAAGCCUGAGAUUGUUACAGAUAACAAAAGAAGAAAGAUGGAAGACUAAAGAGAAUUUGAGACAGAAAGCAAAACGAAUAAACUGCAAUACUGGACACAUUUCUGUCAUUUGUUUUAAUAGACUGAGCACCGUAAUGUAACACGAGAUUCUUGCACUACUUUUUUGUUGGUGGUUUAGUUUCACAGACGAUGAAUGUUUGUGUUCUGUAAUUCAUUUAACAAACAUAACCUAUUUAACUUUCUAUGAAAUAUGUAUUUGUGUUGUCUUGGGGGUAAAUGGGGGGUAAAAGAGUAUUUUAUAAUGUUUCUGGACACUAUUUUGUAGCAGACUUGAUUUAUAAUUAAUUCUAAUGAAGUUGUGAAUGAAGGACUUGUAUCUGUGCAUCAUUUAUAUGUUGAAGCACGAAGCUGCAGUGGGAAAGAGGUGUAAAAAAAGAUGAAUAAAUGAUGGAUUCCAGGAA